AUGGUGACUACAAGAAAGCGCACAAUUCAAAGUAAUGAUGAAUAUAUGUUACAACAAGAUAGUAGGCAAGAGAGCCCUCAACAAAAUGUUGCAGCAUCUGAAGUUCAUACUAGUGCUGGAGGAGACCAGAUUGACAGUGAGGUUAAUGUCCAAGAUGAAACUAAAGGUAGAGUAAAGCAUGGGAGGACCAAACUGAAAGAUAUUUGGAACCUUCCUAAAGAUGAGAUUUCUUUACCCUUUACGCAUGGAAAAAUGGAUACUGUGAACCCUCGGAGAGAGAUGGAGGCAACACAAGAUGAUUUGAAGAAACUCAUAGGGCAGCAACUAGAUUUAGCAGACACUAAUCAAGGAAAGGUUGCAUGGAGAAGAGAUGCACUAAAUAGAGUACUAGUAGAAGAGAAGCCUGGUCAUGUGCAUGGCUUGGGACUUGUUCCAAAUCCAAAUCAAGUUUUUGACCUAUCAACUUCAAAGCGCCUUAAGAAUAUAAAUAUGACUUCAUUGGAUGACAAAUCGAGUGAAGAUGUUGUAUCUCUAAGACUUCAAAUGGAAAAGUUUGGACGUCAAAGUCCAAAAUCAAGAUGCUACAAUACUAGAAUUACAACAGAAGACAAAAAUCUUGGAACAAAGACAUAUCCAACAGGUAAAUUUACAGAACCUCUACAUUAA
Messenger RNA from Miscanthus lutarioriparius, 666 nucleotides. Lineage: Eukaryota; Viridiplantae; Streptophyta; Magnoliopsida; Poales; Poaceae. The record is from the annotation of a GenBank genome assembly.